Cydia pomonella (codling moth) is the source of this 1505-nucleotide messenger RNA. RefSeq names its product SERPINE1 mRNA-binding protein 1-like (gene VIG). Bases 175 to 1398 code for a protein of 407 amino acids. The transcript has a single exon. Lineage: Eukaryota; Metazoa; Arthropoda; Insecta; Lepidoptera; Tortricidae. Gene Ontology annotation, cellular component: cytoplasm; nucleus. The record is from RefSeq and is a predicted model, not a curated record. Gene Ontology annotation, molecular function: RNA binding.
CGCCAUUUUCAUUCAUUCUCUAUUCUUUCCCUUUCGUCAUAUGGCGUGCUGGUGCGUUUGUCCGCCAUAUUAAAUGAAAUCAAUAAAAUAAGACAAAAUGUCGCCUUACUAGAGUGCGUAAAAAUAUCCAACAACAUCCAGUUAUUGUGUGAUUAAAUCAUCAAGAGGAUCACAAUGGAGAAUUCCUACGGUGUGGGGGUCGUUAACAGAUACGCUCUUUUUUUGGACGACGAGUCCGAUCCUCUUGAUGCGUUAAAAGCGCGAGAGCAGGCCAAGGAGCUCAAAAAGAAGACCAAAGAAGCCGAAAAAGAAAAUAAGGGCAAGCCCGAAUCCAAGCCUAAGGGUGGUAGUGUUGCCGUGAGGAAAGGUAUCAAAGAAACUCAAAAUGUGAAGUCCCAAGACAAUAAAAGCGGCGAACAACAAAAGAGUAAGGGACCCCCUCGUGCUAACGACCGCAAUGCGGAACGUCCACCUCCGCGACGCCGCGAGGACCGGCCGCAGAACGGAGCCGUCGACAACAAGGAUGGCGCGCCGAGGCCACCGCGUAGAGAAUUCGGCGACCGGGAGCGCAGGCCUAAUUUCGAAAGGCGCAACUUCAACGACAACGGCGAGGGUGCCGAACGUCGCGGACCUAGGCCUCCACGUGAGCCCCGCGAUCGUGACGGUCCGCGCGGGCCGCGGCCGCCCUACGACAACCGGGGCAAGCGCGAGUUCGACAGGAGGUCCGGUUCCGAUAAGACCGGCGUGAAGCCCGUCGACAAGCGCGAGGGCGGCGGGCCUCACAACUGGGGCACCAUCAAGGACGAUAUGGACGAGCUGAACAAAACCGGAUCCGAGGGCGAGGUCGGCGAGGAGAAGCCCGUAGCGGAGCCCGGAGCGGGCGCCGGCGGAGACGCACAGGCCGGUGCGGAGCCCGAGCGCGCGGCACCCGAGGAGGAAGUGCGCGAGCUCACGCUCGACGAGUACAAGGCGCUGCGCAACGCGGCCCGCGCGCCUCCGCAGUACAACCUGCGCAAGGCCGGCGAGGGCGAGGACCUGUCGCAGUGGAAGAACCUUGUGAUGCUGGAGAAAAAGAAGGAGGGCGGCGACGACGAUGAGAGCGACGACGAGUACGAUAUCGCCGACUACCCGCAGCGCGUGGGCCGCCAGAAGCGCGUGCUGGGCAUCGAGUUCACGUUCAACGACCAGGCGCGGCGCGGCGCGGCGGGCGGGCGCGGGCGCGGGCGGGGCCGCGGGCGCGGGCGCGGCGCGCCGGGCGCAGGGCCGGGCUCGGGAGCGGGCGCGGGCCCGGCCCCGGCGCCGCGCGAGGACGCCGCGCCCGAGGAGCGCCCGCCGCCGCGCUCGCACCCGGCGCCUCCCAAGGUCGAUGACAGCAAGGAUUUCCCCUCCCUCGGCUAGACUCAGUGAGCCUUUAACUCUUCCCCCUUUCGAAAGAGUAUGAUAGAAAUACAAAUUAAAUACUGUAUGUACCGUUAUUUUUGAAGUAAAUAUACAAAAUAUUUACA